Sphaerulina musiva SO2202 is the source of this 1392-nucleotide messenger RNA. RefSeq names its product leupeptin-inactivating enzyme 1 precursor. NCBI's taxonomy places the organism in Eukaryota, Fungi, Ascomycota, Dothideomycetes, Mycosphaerellales, Mycosphaerellaceae. Bases 4 to 1392 code for a protein of 462 amino acids. The transcript has 2 exons. Gene Ontology annotation, molecular function: metalloexopeptidase activity. The record is from RefSeq and is a predicted model, not a curated record. Gene Ontology annotation, biological process: proteolysis.
UUAAUGCAAAAUCUCCAGAGUCUAGAAGACAUUGCCAAAGCGAAUGGAGGAAACCGCGCCUUCGGACUGCCAGGAUAUGAUGCCUCGCGAGACUUCGUCUUAUCCAAGGUCGGGAAUUCAACGACAUGGAAGGCGUGGACUCAGGACUUCCCGGCAUUGUACAACGAUGUGGUUUCGAUCACUUUCCGUGUUGGCGACACAGAAUACUACGUUUUCGGACCGACAUAUUCACCUUCCACUGGCGCUGAUGGCAUCACUGCACCGCUCGUCCUCGGCCCUAACGGUACGACGGCAUGCACUGUAGCUGGCUACAGUGGGCUCGAUGUGCAGGACAAGAUGGUCCUUGUACAGCGUGGCACAUGCCCGGAUAAUACCACCAUUGCAGGUCGUAUUCGAGCUGCUGUGUCGGCAGGUGCGAAUAGUGUCAUAUUAUACAACAACGUGCCCACCAAAGUGACCGGUGGCACUCUAUCGGCUCCCGAUCCGGUUGGAUACAGACCGAGCGGUUUCAUCAAUCAAGACGAUGGCGAGGCACUCAAGGCACGACUUGAAGCUGGUGAAGUAUUGGAAGGCUACCUGCAGCAUACUCAGACCAUCGAGGAGAGAAUCACCCAGAAUGUCUUCGCAGAAUCUCUGGGAGGUGAUCCCAACAACGUGAUCAUGAUGGGAGCUCACCUCGACUCCGUGAAAGCGGGUGCGGGGAUUAACGACGACGGAUCUGGAACGACGCUGGUGCUCGAAGUGUUUGAUGGUCUGCAGCAAGCCAGCUUUCAGAACAAGAUUCGCCUUGCAUGGUGGGGAGCUGAAGAGAAUGGCCUGGUCGGAAGCAGAUACUAUACGACUGGUAUCAACAACACCGUGGAGGCCGAUAACUUGGUGGCUUACUUGAACUUUGACAUGGUGUCUCGUGGCUACUACGGCGUCUUUGACGGCGACGGGAACACUCACGGUGUCGUGGGCGCUCCUGGAUCCGAUGUCAUCGAAAAGCUCUUCGUCGACCAUUUGACGGGACAAGGUUUCAACGUAACUCCAGCGGUCUUCACGGGCGGGAGUGACUACGCGAGCUUCAUGUCUACGUUGAACAAACCUGUUGGAGGCCUUCACACUGGGACUGGAGUCGCCCAGGAUGAUUGCUACCAUCAAGAAUGCGAUGGCUAUAGCAAUGCGAACCCGGAGCAGUUGACUGCAAACGCCAAGGCUGCAGCACAUGUACUUGCUACGCUUGCGUCUGAAGGCCACCUGAUUAUUCCUAAAGGGGAGAAGAAAGCUGCGCGUGAUGUUGAGAAGCUUCAUGAGAGGAGUCUCGAAGGAGCUAUCGCUGAUCAUGAGUUGUUCGGCUUCAGCGAGGUGCCAGGUGAACGGCAUACUGGUUCUUGUGGGCAUGAUGUUUAG